Zea mays is the source of this 958-nucleotide messenger RNA. RefSeq lists its product as uncharacterized. Gene Ontology annotation, molecular function: electron transfer activity. Bases 93 to 773 code for a protein of 226 amino acids. The record is from RefSeq and is marked validated. The transcript has 2 exons. Gene Ontology annotation, cellular component: plasma membrane. NCBI's taxonomy places the organism in Eukaryota, Viridiplantae, Streptophyta, Magnoliopsida, Poales, Poaceae.
AGUGCUCACUCGCCCACUUCCUCUAGAUACCUCCACACACCAUUCACUUGGCCACACGCUGUGGUACGAUCGCGUGGGGGCGCUGCAUCUGCAUGCCGAUGGCGGUCAUCCUCCACUUCGCCGUGUUCGCCGUCUCCUGCGCCCUCCUUGUUGCAUCGGUUCUGUCACUUCCGCCGGCGGUGUUUAAGGUCGGCGACGAGCGGGGGUGGACGGUGCCGGCCAAUGGCACCGAGACGUACAACCACUGGGCAAAGAGGAACCGCUUCCAAGUCGGCGACGUCCUGAAUUUCAAGUACGCCAACGACGACUCGGUGCUGCUGGUGGCCCACGACGACUACAAGCAGUGCGGCACGGCGAUCCCGCUGAGCCGGUUCACGGGCGGCGACACCAAGUUCACGCUGGACCGCUACGGCCCGCUCUACUUCGUCAGCGGCGUCGCGGGCCACUGCGAGGCCGGGCAGCGGAUGAUCGUGCGGGUCAGGGCCCCAUCCGCGCUGUACGGCGCCCCCGCUAUGGCGCCGGCGCCGGCGAUGCCGCCAGCCGUCGGUGGUAGUGGCAGUGGCGCGCCCAGCCCGCGCCCGGCCUCCUCACCCGCCGCGCCGUCGAUCGGCGGCUCUGGUUCCGCUUCGGCUUCUGCAGCCCCGAGCCCAAGCCCGCUGCCGCAGGCCAGCGGUGGUGCGUCUAGGCGCGUGCUUGGCGUCGUGUCGUCCGUUGCUGUGGGGCUUGUGGUCUUGGUUGCCAGUGCCAUCACCCUGUCCGUGCUGGUGGUUUGAACGUACAAUUAAUUCUGUUUUCUGGAUCCAUACUCGUAGCGCAUGCCAUCGGUUUAGGAAGUAUUGUUAGUUUUCCGACUACGUCUUGAUCGGUUAGAGUUGGUAGGGCCACUGGCCACAGUCGCAUGCUUAGUUUGAUGAGUGAAAGACUUGUGUCAUUCAAUAAAUGGAUGAUUAAUCUAAUC